GGAAUUUAUGGUAAUUAUCAAGGAUUCAAUCAUUCACCCUCUCAUAUAACAGGGCUCCAUUUUCUCCCUCCCUCCUUAACCCCUGACAUAAUAUUAUAAUAAUAAUAAUAAACAGAAGCUAUCUCUAUCUCUCUCUAACCCAUCUUUUUGGUCUCUGUUUUUGACUUGGACUCUCUUCUACAACUCUGCUAAAAGAAAACUCAAUUCAUUAUUUUCUUCUUCUCUUCUCUUCUUCUUUCCACUUCCAUUCUCAGAGGCUAACCUGCGCCACGUACUCCGGCUCGGCGAUGGGCGUACUGCGCCACCGCCAACACCACCAACGACAUUACAAUAACUACCACCAGUGUCGUUUUCUAAGGCUUUCUACUAUUACGGCGCUUACCUUUCUUUUGUUCGCUUCUGCGUCAGCUCUCGUACCGACACAGGUCAUCGGUGGGCAAGGAAUUAGAAGAAGUAUUACUACUACUAGUAGUAGUACAAUUGUUAAAAAGAGUGGAGUUUUGGAACCAGAGAAGAGACUGGCCGGACCGGGUUCAUCUCCGCCGACAUGUAGAUCGAAAUGUGGGAGGUGUUCGCCUUGUAAACCGGUUCAUGUACCGAUUCAACCCGGUCUGAGUUUUCCUCUCGAGUAUUAUCCUGAAGCUUGGAGAUGCAAGUGUGGCAACAACCUUUUUAUGCCGUAAAAAAUAAAUAAAUAAAAUAGAAGAUUUUUUUAAGUUAUAUAUUAAAAGCAAGCUACAAAGGUUUAAGCUUUUAGCUCUGAGCUAAGCUAACACAGUGAUGAGAAACAGAGGUGAAUGAUCUUCUUCUUUGGGUUGAAACUCUUGUCAGUAAUUAUUAAAAGCAUUUUUAGUAUUUAAUCAUCAUGAACUUCAUUAUUAAUGUUGAGUUUUUUUUAAUGAUAUAUAUAUAUUGAUGAUGAUUCAAUGUGGGAGACAAGUUAGAACUUUGGGAAUGUAAGAUUUUUUUAGGUGAGAUUAUCGAGAGGUAUAUAUAUAUUUUAUAUGUAAAUGUAUAUGUAUAUUGUAUGUAUGUCUCUCUAAUAAUUUCUGUGUUAAUUUUUUAUAUAAAUAUUAUUUGUUUUAGGUAUUGUUUUUAUUA
Messenger RNA from Cannabis sativa, 1101 nucleotides. RefSeq names its product EPIDERMAL PATTERNING FACTOR-like protein 4. The record is from RefSeq and is a predicted model, not a curated record. NCBI's taxonomy places the organism in Eukaryota, Viridiplantae, Streptophyta, Magnoliopsida, Rosales, Cannabaceae. The transcript is spliced from 2 exons. Gene Ontology annotation, biological process: stomatal complex development; guard cell differentiation. The coding region runs from base 288 to 683 and encodes 131 amino acids.